CCAAACACAUCAAACAAACAAAACAACAAUGAAGGGCUUCAUCAUAAUCGCUGUGCUCGCUCUGGCCGCCGUCUCUCACGGAUCAUAUCUGCCAGCGGUGCAGUCGGUCCUUCCGUACGCCUACAGCUCCGGCCUCCAUGGCCUGGGUGCCUAUGAUGGUCUGGGUCAUUACUCGUCGCUCGGUGGACUGGGAUACUCAUCGGUGCUGGACCAUGGCCUCUCCUACCCGUACUCGUCCGCUGUUCCGUAUUCUGUCUACAACAACGGUCUGUAUGGAGGAUACUACGGUGCCAUGUACGCUCCGACUGUGGUCCAGGCCAACGUGAACACUCUGAAGACGGUCAGCCCGCUGGGUCUAUAUGGCGGAUACUACGGUGCCAAGUACGCCCCAACUGUGGUCCAGGCCAACGUGAACACUCUGAAGACGGUCAGCCCGCUGGGUCUGUAUGGAGGAUACGGUGUGGAGCACGGAUACGGACUCGGUCACGGAUACGGCUACGGAUACAACAACUACCUCCCAGUCCAGGGUCAUGCUGCGAAGUACGUUGCUGCCAACCCGGGAGCCGUCCAUGUGGCCCCUCUGCCAGGCCAUCUGGUCAACCAGAAGUCGAUUGUGGCGUAAAUGACUGUGAUCUCGAACGUUUAUGGAAUUGUAAAUAUGUUUAUGGAAUUGUAAAUAAAGGGAGCAUCCUAAUCAAAACUA
Messenger RNA from Anopheles arabiensis, 703 nucleotides. RefSeq lists its product as uncharacterized. The transcript has 2 exons. The record is from RefSeq and is a predicted model, not a curated record. Bases 29 to 622 code for a protein of 197 amino acids. NCBI's taxonomy places the organism in Eukaryota, Metazoa, Arthropoda, Insecta, Diptera, Culicidae.